This is a messenger RNA of Drosophila arizonae, 3463 nucleotides long. It is a transcript of the gene BtbVII, whose product is annotated as BTB-protein-VII. Gene Ontology annotation, molecular function: protein binding; DNA binding. Gene Ontology annotation, biological process: regulation of transcription by RNA polymerase II. Lineage: Eukaryota; Metazoa; Arthropoda; Insecta; Diptera; Drosophilidae. Gene Ontology annotation, cellular component: nucleus. The record is from RefSeq and is a predicted model, not a curated record.
AAUAAUAUUGUACAUAAACUUUAAUUAAAGCAAGAAAAAAAGGGCAACAACAAUAACAUCGGAACAGAAAAUAGGAACAACAAUAAUCAAUAGGCGAUAAAAAGUUUUGUUAUCAGCGUGUUUUCGUCAUUUGGCUUUUUGGAAUUGAUAUUGUUGGUUGUUGGCUUGUCUUGGUAUUCAUUACUGGUAUCUUGUUGGCAUUUCGACAACUUGUUGUUGCUGCCGCGAGACAAAAUACGCGGCAGCGGCAACAUCACCGCUAACGGGUGUUGUUGCUUGCGUAGACGCCAACUCCAACGCUGACGCUGACAAUGUCUGUGCAGCAGUUCUGCUUGCGCUGGAACAACCACCAGCCAAACUUCAUAUCCGUCUGUUCCUCCCUGCUGCAUAAUGGGACGCUGGUGGACGUCACGCUUGCCGCGGAGGGUCGACAGCUACAAGCCCACAAAAUAGUGCUGUCCGCGUGCAGUUCGUACUUUCAGGCGCUAUUUACGACGAAUCCGUGUCAGCACCCGAUUGUCAUACUGAAGGACGUGCAGUACGAUGAUCUCAAGACGAUGGUGGACUUUAUGUACUACGGAGAGGUGAAUGUGUCGCAAGAGCAACUGCCACACAUACUUAAAACAGCCGAGAUGCUCAAAAUAAAGGGCCUGGCCGAAAUGCCAACAGACCCGGCAAACCUCACCAAGUCAGACAGUAAGUCGUCCAGCGAGGCAACGGAACUGCUAGGUCAAGCUGGCGCGAAUGUUGUCGGCACGAAUGCUGGUGUAGCGGCAUCUAGCUUAGGAGCGGCUAGUGGCAGCAGUAGUGCUGGUGAUUCGCUUUGGAGCAGCAGUGAAGCGCAGCAGUUCCAGCAGCAUCAUCAGCAGCAACUACAGCAACAACUGCAACAGCAGCAGGCGCAGCAACAGCAGCAGCAGCAACAACAACAGCACCAGCAGCAACAACAACAACAACAGCAGCAACAGCAACAACAACAACAGCAGCAGCAACAACAACAGCAGCAUCAUCAUCAUCAUCAUCAUCACCAACCUCAACAGCAGCAGGCCAGCCAGGCGCAGGGUUCGCAGACGCAUCAUCAUCAACUACGACGAACUCCAUCACCGCUAAGUGCUGGCACCUCACCGGCUACGCGGCGCAAGCGCUUGCGAAAGUCUUCGAAUAACGGCUCUGGUGACCGAAAUAACUCGGAGGAGCAGCAUAGCAGCUCCUUAGAUGCAGCUAGCGCCGCUGGCAGCGCUGCUGGCCUUAGCCUCGCGCAAAUGAGCCAAAUGUCGUUUGGAGCUGGAGCGGGCAAUAACUCUACAGCGGCACUAGGCGGUCUUUCGGGUCACUCGAUGCAUACUGCCAAGUUGUUGAAAGAGUCGGCGAGCGCUGAACUAGAGCAACAGCCACAGGACUCCGAUCUGGAUGACGCUCACGGUCAUAUACAUAUGCAAAUUGUAAUGAAAUUGAAGCCCGAAGUGGACAUUGGCAAUGUGAAUCAAUCGAUGCCUCUGGACAUUUCAGGCACUACGACACCAUCGGAACACGACGCCCCCAAUUCACAAUCAUCGCACUCGGAGCCCAGUCCGGCGCAUGCCCCGCAGCAUCAUCCCACGCUGGCGAUCAGCCACAGCCAGGGCACCAAUACGAGCAGCAGCAGUGGCAGCUUUGAGCGGACGCCAAGUGAAACGGAUGCUGCUACAGAUCUGCAGACAUCGCAGUCGACGGCUGCGAUGGGGUCCAAGCGGAAUAGAGUGCUCACCAGGCAGCCUCGGGUUAAGCGGGACAGCGAUAGCCUAACGUCGACAAAUCAGAUUUCACCGGAUACAGCCGCUACGACACUUGACUUUGAUCCGUUUAAUGCGGCGGGCACAACCACCGCCAUAGCCAGGGACUACUCGACACACCAUCACCACCAGCCGCAGCACCAUCAUCAUCACCUGUUGACCGUACCACCUCGAAUUGAGCGGCACGCUUCUGAGCCGGCGCCGAGCCUGGCAUCGCCGACGCCGCACCUGCUAAGCGUACCGGCCAGCACACCAUAUCUGAUUAAGCAGCAUUCGGAUCCGCUGUUGCCGCGUCAGCAUUCGCUGCAUGCCACAGGCACGGGCAGCAUUACGGGCAGUAAUCCGUUUGCGCCGUUGCAUCGUCAAUACUCGCAUCCGCUGUCUGGAAGUAAUGCAAGCUAUGUGCCACCUGCUCCACUCCACCAUCCACAUCAUAUCUCGCUGCCUGAAUCAAUUUAUGCUUCCGGCUCGCCGCCGCCAGCCGGUUCAUCGCAGUACCUGGUACCAGCACGCGUCGUCACUUGUAACGCUUCGUCCAGUGAGACCGCAGCCACGCCCACUACUUCAAGUGGCACGCCCGUUUCGGUGGUAACGUCGCCACCGGCAGGCCUCAACAGCAAUAGCAAUCGCCAGCCAUUUUCACCAACGUAUGGCAGCAGCACGGAACAGUCGCCCAUUCCGGAACGCCGCUCGCCUCACUCACCCAUCACAAAUAUUGUGGAGCGCAGUAGCGCACGGGUSGAGACAGCAAAUGGCAGUGGGAAUAAGUUACGCACAUCCAAGUCAACUGGCAGCAGCAGCAGUAGCAGCAGCAUUCACCUGCAUCCCAACCAGACCGCGACGACGAGUAGUUCGUUUGAGCAUUUGCCCACGCUACGCGUGAAGAACGAGGAACUGCAGCGCUCGGUGUCAUCUCCACAGACCCAACGCGAAAUAACUACAUUGGAAAACCCACGUUCUAGUCAUUGUCCCGUCAUUCGUCCUGGCCCGGCGCUGGGCUGCAAUUUCUGUUGGAAUACCAUCGAUGGACAUGGUCGCAUUUUGCGCCGCAAAACGAAAUACCACUGUCCCGAGUGUCAAACGAAUUUAUGCAUCGUGCCGUGCUUCCAGGAGUACCACGAGCGGCUCAAGAAUGAAGCAGCAGCCGCCGAAAGUCAGGCCAACACCAGCAGUAGCAGCAACAGCAAAGGAACAGCCUAUGCAUCAUCAGGCGGCUCAGCUGCUCGGCUCUACACGAAAACCGAAUCGAUAUAAGCCGCACCAUGGAAUCCCAUGCAAUGGCUUACAUAUUUGUAUUUGAGACACGACGGGCCAUUCCACGAAUGGUCGUCGAUGUCGAAUUUGUUGUUUGUCGUCAGGAAGUGCAGCUGUAGCGCCAAUUAAAUGGCAAGUCAGCGGCACACUCUUCAUCCUGCAUCGAAAUUUUUUAUUUGUCACAGUUCCACUGUCCAAGAAGAAUCAAGUACCUGGACGCGGAUUGUUCACGCGCAUUGAAGCGCAGCAAGAUUUGUUUUUGUAUCUGCGUCUCCAAUUCGGAGGCGCAGUGAUGUAGAGUACAUACAUGUACAUGCAUACAUACAUGGAUACAUACCUACAUGCAGGCAUGCGAACAAGUCGCCUGUCGCAUGUCUGUCAAUGCACAAGAAACAUUUUUAAAACUAAUUGUAAAGCGAGCUAUGUAAAUGUAAAAU